This is a messenger RNA of Lacerta agilis (Sand lizard), 2498 nucleotides long. Its product is annotated as tripartite motif-containing protein 10-like. The record is from RefSeq and is a predicted model, not a curated record. The transcript is spliced from 8 exons. Gene Ontology annotation, molecular function: protein binding; zinc ion binding. Bases 238 to 1656 code for a protein of 472 amino acids. Lineage: Eukaryota; Metazoa; Chordata; Lepidosauria; Squamata; Lacertidae.
CAGAAGCACCAUUUAAGGCAACAGUUCCUGGUUGUAUUUGCAUCAUUCUGUACAUAAUACACACUUCUUUGCCCUGUCAUAAAAAAGGGCGAGGAAGCAAGAGAAGGAAUAGCUGACCGGGGGAAAAGGAAACCUCAGAAAUUCUCGUUCAUCAGUCAGCCCAGCAUCUUGGCAGCAAGAGAAAGCUAAUCCAGGGCUGCCUCUUCUAUCAACAAAGCCGCAGACACUUCCUCCACCAUGGCCUCUUAUUCUCCAUCCACAGAUGUGGAGGAUGAAGUCAAGUGCCCCAUCUGCAGGGACUAUCUGACAGACCCCGUGACCUUGGACUGCGGCCACAAUUUCUGUCAGGGUUGCAUCCAGAACUGCAGCGAUAAAUGGGAAGAAAAGGGUGUGGGGGACUUGGAGUGUCCGGUCUGCAGAGCCAAGAUCCAGAAAGGGAAUUUCCGUCCCAACUGGGACCUGGCAAAUAUAUCGGAAAAGUUUAAACUCCGAGGAAAGGAGCUAUGUGAGAGACACAAGGAAAGACUCCACCUGUUCUGCAGAGACGAUAAAGAAUUGGUGUGCAUGUUUUGCGAACGUUCCCCAGAACAUGAGUUGCACACUGUGGUCCUCAAGGAAGAAGUUGUCCAGGAGUACAAGAAUGUGAUGGAUGGUUGCCUGAAGAAUCUGCUGGAGGAGAGAGAGAAAAUUCUGGUAAAAAAAGCAGCAGUGAAAAGGGAAAGCGAAGACCUGCUUAAAUUAACAGAAACGGAGAGGCAAAAGGCAGCCAAUGAUUUCAGGCAACUGCGCCAGUUUCUCAAAAAGCAAGAGAAACGCCUGCUGAAUCAGAUGGAAAAGGUGGAGAAAGAAAUUGCAGCAACAAGGGAUCAGCUCAUGGACCAGCUCUCCGAGGAACUCUCCUCUCUUCAAAGGAUCAUCCAGGAGAUGGAGGAGAAACGCCAGCAGCCAGGAAGUGAACUCCUCCGGGAUGUGAGAAGCACCUUGCAGAGAUAUGAGAAAAGAGAGAGACUGGGGAAUCCAGUUGAUCUCCCUCCAGAGCUGAAGAAAAAGAUAUCGCAAUUCUGUGCUACAAAUCCCCUUCUGCAGGGUGACAUGAAGCAGUUCAAAGACACUGUGUUCCUCAGACUGGCUCAGAAAGCAAAUGUUGUUCUGGAUCCAGGCACAGCUUAUCCUCGGCUUGUCCUGUCUGAGGACUGCAAAAGUGUGAGAUGGCGAGACGAAUACCAACACCUGCCCAACAAUUCUGAGAGAUUCUACAGUGAUCCCGCUGUGCUGGGACGUGAGGGCUUCACCAAAGGCAGCCAUUACUGGGAAGUCAUUGUGGGAAGUGAGGAAAUGUGGGCUAUUGGAGUUGCCAGGAAGUCGGUGAGGAGAAAGGGCUGCUUAGCCUUAAGUCCUGAGGGAGGGGUCUGGGCUGUGGGGAAGAGGGGAGGUUGGUACAGUGCCUUCAACCCCCCUGACAACCCUCCUCUGUCCCUGAGCAAGAAGCCCAAACGGAUCCGAGUGACUGUGAACUAUGAAGGGAGGGAGGUGUCUUACUUCGAUGCUGACACAGGAGCCCAUCUCUACACCUUCCUAGGAGCCCUGUUCUCUGGAGAGAUGCUCCUCCCUUUCUUUUGGCUGUCGGGGAACAAAACCCAAGUCAGGAUUGCUUAAUCCUUAAGGGGACCAAAUCUACCUCUCAGGCCCAGGAGACGUUUCUCUCCAGACCAAAAUGAUUGCUCUAAAAGGGAACAUUUAUUUGCUAAAAGCUCUGUUGACAUCUUUGUAGAGGUCCUCGGAGAGGAUUCAUUGCAGCUUUGUUCCAAAAGAGACAGCAACACUUUCAGCAGUUCCAAACAAUUAAUUUCAACGUCCAUGAUGUCCAAUCCUGGUUUCAUUUUUUUAUUUUUCCAUUUCUCCCUCUCCACAAGACCUCCACCAGCUGUUGACAUGCGUUUUUGUAUUCCUGGAUUACUAGAAAGCAAUCCCUGCACCCAUAUCAUCAGGGAAACCUCACUGAGUUGUAGAUUUCACGUCUCCAGAGGAAGAAAUAAGGGGAUUUGUGUCAGGGACCAGCUUCCAAACCCUGCCGCAAAUGCAGCCUCCUCGUAGCUACACGUGCUCCAAGAUAAUUCAGUGGAGCUUAUUCUCAGUUCAUUGUCUUCUGGACCAGUCCCUUAAUCUUUUGUAGAUUCUUUUAUUAGAGCAUAGCCAUUGAGGUGUGCCCAGAUUUUGUUGUCCAGUUCCCAUCAGCUUCAGCCAGCAGGGCUGACAGUCGAUGAUGGAAGCUGUAAUCUGGACCUCACCACCUGGACUCUGCUGCCCUAUAACCUUCAAAUUGAAACAAAUGUGAAUAUAAAUUUUGGACUCUAUAAAUUUAUCCUAGUCUGCUGCAUGCAAUGUCUUUUGUUUUGCAGCUGUGUGAUUUGUGCUCAUAUUGUAUUGUGGUGGCCAUUGGCUAUAAACAAUACAAUUUAGAGAUAGAUUGAAGUGUGAAAAUAAGAAAUAAAAUAGUA